Messenger RNA from Olea europaea var. sylvestris, 1580 nucleotides. Its product is annotated as pectinesterase/pectinesterase inhibitor PPE8B-like. The record is from RefSeq and is a predicted model, not a curated record. Gene Ontology annotation, biological process: cell wall modification. The coding region runs from base 16 to 1362 and encodes 448 amino acids. NCBI's taxonomy places the organism in Eukaryota, Viridiplantae, Streptophyta, Magnoliopsida, Lamiales, Oleaceae. Gene Ontology annotation, molecular function: pectinesterase activity; pectinesterase inhibitor activity. The transcript has 2 exons.
UGCAAGUGACCUUUCAUGAUUUUAGGUGUGUUUCUUAAAUUUUUUAGUCAAAUUACUAAUUGCGGAUCUACUUUUGUUACAGGUAGGGUGAAUGGCACUGGAAAUUUGAGUGCUGACAUGAAUACAUGGUUGAGUGCGACACUGAUUAACCAAGACACUUGUCUAGAUGGUUUUGAGGACACAAACAGCUUUCUCAAAGGUUUGGUGUCGGGUACGCUCGACCAAAUCACCUCGUUAGUCCGUGACAUGCUUUCCAUGGUACGCCCACCUCCUAAUGUCGCGCCACCGAAAGGUGCCCAUUCUUGCGGCAAUGGAGGUCAGUCGGGUGGUAGGAAGCUUUUAACCAAUGACCAAUUCCCAUAUUGGCUCAAAUCGCGUGAUCGGAAACUUCUCCAAGCCACCUACAAUGUGACUCCACAUGUGGUGGUGGCUGCAGAUGGCACCGGGAAUUUCACGAGCGUCAUGGACGCGGUUUCAAGUGCACCCGAUCAUAGCACCCAAAGAUAUGUCAUAUACAUCAAGAAAGGUGUGUACAUAGAAAACGUAAAUGUUACAAAGAACAAAUGGAACAUUAUGAUGGUUGGAGAUGGCGUAAAUGUUACGGUCAUUUCGGGUAGUCGAAAUUACGUUGAUGGCUGGACAACAUACCGUACUGCAACAUUUGCUGUUAAAGGAAAAGGCUUUAUAGCACGAGACAUAACAUUUGAAAACACGGCCGGGCCCGAAAAGCACCAAGCAGUGGCGUUUCUAUCAGACUCCGACCUCUCUGUGAUGUACCGUUGUGGUAUGAGGGGAUACCAAGACACAUUAUAUGCACACUCAAUGCGUCAGUUCUAUAGAGAAUGUCAAAUCACUGGAACGGUUGAUUUUAUGUUUGGUGAUGGUGCCGCUGUCUUUCAAAAUUGUCAAAUUCUAGCACGAAAAGGCCUUCCAAAUCAAAAAAACACGAUAACUGCUCAAGGUCGCAAGGAGUCCACUGAAAAUACGGGCUUUGUUCUACAUUUUUGCAACAUAUCGGUUGAGCCUGAAGUGCUAGCAUCGUUGAACUCCACACAUACCUACUUAGGCCGGCCGUGGAAGCAAUAUUCGCGCACUGUAAUCAUGAAAUCGUACAUUAGCAAUGCCAUUAGGCCCGAAGGAUGGCUCGAAUGGAAUGAGACUUUCGCAUUCGAUACUUUAUAUUAUGGUGAAUACAUGAAUUCCGGUCCCGGAGCUGGCUUGGCAAGUCGAGUGAAAUGGCCCGGUUACCAUACAAUUAAUGAUUCAACUCAAGCAACUACUUUCACAGUGUCUCAGUUCAUAGGGGGAAAUACAUGGCUACCAUCAACCGGAGUCAAGUACACUGGAGGCCUGGAAAUUUGAGAUGCCAAUUUUUGGUCUCUUGGAUUGAACUUUUGUAUGUAAUUAACAAGAAUAAAUUUAAUUUUGUCAUGUCAUUGAUGAAUAUGAAUUUGGAGUGGUAAUUUUUGUUCAAUAAAAUUAUUAUUAUGAUUUUGAUUGGUUGUUCAAUCAUAUCGACUUGUAAUUCAACUAUUAAACAUGUCAUUGUAGUUCUAAUUGAUAUGCACAAAUAUGAAAAA